Messenger RNA from Osmia bicornis bicornis, 1310 nucleotides. RefSeq lists its product as uncharacterized. NCBI's taxonomy places the organism in Eukaryota, Metazoa, Arthropoda, Insecta, Hymenoptera, Megachilidae. The record is from RefSeq and is a predicted model, not a curated record. Bases 852 to 1310 code for a protein of 152 amino acids. The transcript is spliced from 2 exons.
AUCCAAUUUUAAGAAGAAUAGCUAUAGAAGAAGAAGAAACAGAAGUUACUAGAACAUAUGUGCUCAAUUUCCGCAGGGACAUAGGUAUGCUCGUAAUACCAAGUAAACCGAAAUUAUUAAUAGAGGCACAAACAAUGCCAGCCGACAUGGAACUGUGGACUCGCGACGCGAAUUGUGCCAUGGAGCGUCGACAAGUACCAUCCAGAAUUCCUCCACCUAAACAACAGGGACAAUGCCCAAAUACACUAGGUGAUCGACCAAACGAUUCGAUACCUUUGAAAUGUACAAAGUGCGGAAGAUUAGGACACACCAGUGACGAGUGCUACGUUCGAAAUUUUCAAGUGACCAACCAGGGAAAAAUUCCACCACCAAGAGUGAACAACCUCAAUUCUCAAGAGAACAAAAUGACAGAAACAACAUCCGAAUCAACUGCACCACCGGAAAAUUACUACAAAUUUGCUGCAGAGUUCCACGAAUAUCGAGAAUCGGAAGACUACUCGUGGACAUAGGAGUAGGAAUCAACAUUCUCAAGCGAUCAGUAGCCGAAAGAACAGAGCUGACAGAAACCAAAACAUUCUUUAUGGGUAACGACAAACAUACUACUCACGAGACGACUAUAAUUCAGAUACAACAAAUACCUCAUACCUUUCACAUAGUCCCUGAUUCAUUUCCUUUAAUAGAAGACGGCAUAAUGGGCCUACCAUUCUUAGAGAAAUAUAAAUACGAAAUCAAUAACGAAUCAUUAAAAAUUAACGACAAAAUUGUACCAUUUCAGAAAACUACUCCUCACACAUUAUCUCCGCGGAAAAAACAAAACGAACACAAUAUUUAGACGGAAAACCUGUUCAAAUAUGCUACAUCAACACUGGCCGACGACCCUCACCCUCUUGUUCUACUUCAUUGGAACAAUCUACUGUAAAUUACAUACCGAACCUUUAAAUAAUUCGACAGUAUUUUUAGAACACAUCGACAAUUGUUACUUAUAUACUAAUCAAGUAUCUAUAUCUAUUAUUAUCAAUCCACACUACCUACUAAAACAACCCGAAGUUAUUGCAGAAUCAUUAAAAGGUCUAUCAAAACAUUGCAAUAAAUGCGCGUACAAAACAGAAAUUCAAAACUUAGUAAACGAACUCGUAACAAUACAAAAAAUGAUUUCUCAAUUGAAAUUAACGUUAAGAAUUAUUCAUAGACGAGGUUUAUUAAAUAUAGUUGGUUCAGUAUCCAAAUCUCUUUUCCGUACUCUAGAUGAAAACGAUUUAACGAUAAUUAACGAAAACAUGGACAAACUAUUUGACUCGAAUAACAAAUAA